AUGGCAACGCAGACCACCACCAUCUCAGAAACCAAGGCUCCGGCUCGGACGUCAGCCCAGCAAAACAAGGAAUUGGUAGAGGAUGCUCUGAAAGUGCACACCAAACCACUAUGGACGCAAAUGGCAAAGCUAAACCCUCCCGCUCCCAAUCCUACCUGUAUCCCACACAUCUGGCGAUACGAUGAGGUUCGACCAAGUCUGCUCCGCGCUGGGGAGAUUGUUCCAGAAGAACAGGCAGAACGGCGGGUGCUGAUGCUGGUCAAUCCUGCUAGAGAUGCUCCAUAUACGACCGAUACUUUAUACGCUGGACUUCAGCUUGUUAUGCCAAACGAGACAGCAAAGGCUCACCGACACACUGCGUUUGCGAUGCGUUUUAUCAUCGAGGGUACAGGUGGCUUCACCGCCGUUCACGGUAAACGUAUCACCAUGCAAAGGGGGGACGUUAUACUCACACCCACCUGGAAUUGGCAUGACCACGGCAAGGACGGCUCAGGUCCAAUGAUCUGGCUAGACGGGCUUGACCUUCCCAACUUCCGACAUUUCCCAGUUCACUUCGUCGAACACUACCAAGACCCAAGAUAUCCAGCCAAGGACGUUGACUCAAGCGAUUCGCCAAUUGUCUUCCCCUGGACGGCGAUGCAGCAAAGACUGGACGAGAAAUCAGGCAACUGGACGUCGGAGGAUUAUCUGAAGAAGGAUGGAAGAUCGGUCUCAAAGAUUCUUGGUGGAUCGGCUGAACGACUCAAUGCAGGUACUCAAUCUCCUGCAGUGCGUGAGACGGCUUCCUCCGUCUACCACAUCGUCACUGGCAAAGGGUACAGCGAAGUCAACGGACAACGCAUCCAGUGGAAGCAGGGUGACACUUUUUGCGUGCCGGCAUGGAAUAAAUAUCAGCACAGCGCGGAGGGUGAGGAGACUGUGUAUCUGUACAGAUUCCACGAUAAGCCCAUGUUGACCUCCCUUGGAUUUUAUCGGGUUGAGGGUGUCGAUGUCGAAACCCUUGUGUCGGACUAA
This is a messenger RNA of Exophiala aquamarina CBS 119918, 1014 nucleotides long. RefSeq lists its product as uncharacterized. The coding region runs from base 1 to 1014 and encodes 337 amino acids. The record is from RefSeq and is a predicted model, not a curated record. The transcript is spliced from 3 exons. NCBI's taxonomy places the organism in Eukaryota, Fungi, Ascomycota, Eurotiomycetes, Chaetothyriales, Herpotrichiellaceae. Gene Ontology annotation, molecular function: dioxygenase activity.